AUGUUCAUAGAAUUAUUCUUUUCUAGCCGUGUGUAUUUUGCCGACUCCAAGCUGGAUUACAUUGAAUUUGUUGACUAUGAUGGAAAAGGCCGUGUUCAAGUUCUUGCCUCGACCAAGCUUAUACAACAUCCUCAUGCAAUGUCUAUAUUCGAAGACCAUAUUUACUAUAGCGAUCGUCGACUUCAACGGCUUCAGCUUUAUCCCAAAUAUCCGAAUGGAACGAGUCGGGAAUAUCCUUCACAUUCCUUCUCCAAGGCUUUGGGUGUUAUAGCUAUUCAUCCAGUUUUGCAACCACAAAUAAAAGAAAACCCAUGUUCUACAUCCGGGUGCUCCCAUAUUUGUGCAUUGGGUGCUAAUGGUACAUUCACAUGCCUCUGUCCAAGUGGUCAUGUCAUUGAAGAAGGUGGAGGUGGACGACAAUGUGUACUUGAUAAACGGCCAUUUAUGCUAUUGGUUCACAAAUCAAUGGUCAUUGGAGCAGCCCUAAACAAUGAGGGAGAAAGUUCAAAUAAAAAACAUUUGCCACAUGAAAUUGGAGGAAUUGUGCCAAUCAGCGGGCUUAGGAAUACUGACGAUGCUGAAUACGACCCUUUGACCAACGAACUUUUCUAUCUAGAACAUGGUGCACCUGUGCUUUUAAUGACAGCAACUCUCAUGUCAAGCUCAAUGAUCCAUAAAACAAGCCUAACGAGCAACAACCGCUCUCUUAUUCUCGCUAAUCAACCGCCUGAUGAUCCUUCUUGUAUGGCUUAUGAUUGGAAUGGUCGAAACAUUUAUGUCGGCAAAAAACAUUCACAGACAAUUGAAGUUGUUCGAACACAGGGAGAACAAUUCCACGCCGUCAUUUUGCACAACGAUCAGUCACCGACCGCCGUUUCGAAUCCAGUUGCUAUUGCUGUUGAUUCUGACCGCGGGUUACUAUUUUGGUUGGAUCAAGGCAAGGGAGGUGUUUCCACUAAAUUAGCUGGUGCAGACUUGGAUGGAAACAACCCUUUAGUUCUGGUUAGCACUGACCUUGCUGAAUUGGAUCAUCUUGCGCUGGAUACUGUAAAUCGACGAAUUUAUUUUACUGAGGCUAAAGCUGGAAGGAUUACGAGUGUCUCUUAUAGCGGACAAGACAAACGCUACAUUCUUAAUGAUGCUGCAAAGCAACCACGAGCUAUCGCAUUCUUCCACAAUCACAUCUAUUAUGCUGAUACAGCAUUCGAUAAAAUUAUGGUGGGUGAUGUGGACACUGGAAGUGGGGACGAUCAACCACCUGAGUUUACUGAAUUUAGAGCAAAUGUUGAGCAUUUAACUAAUAUGCAUGUUGUCCACCCAGCAAAUACUCGAGAAUCUCAUCCUUGUCAUAACAAUAAUGGAAAUUGUGAGCAACUCUGUAUCCCUCGAGGCCAGCAAAAUAAGUUUACAUGUAUUUGUGGAACUGGUUUUGCUGUGGAUGAGGAGACUAACAAAUGUAAACUCUUCGCGGAAUCAUUCCUCAUAAUUGCUGGGAAAAAUUACAUCAAGUCUAUUCCAACGGAUCCACUUCGUUCUAAGGUCACUGCCUUCGAUCCAUUGGCUGGAACUACCAUAACAAGCCUUGACUUCCACUACGAUUCAAAAUCCAUCUUUUGGGUAGAUGCGGCUGGACUAAAUAAAGGCAUUUCUCGGCUUGUUUUGGGUGAAUCUGAAAGUCGAUUGAUCAUAAAAAAUAAUUUUGGCGGUUUUACAAUUAAAAGUGUUGCAGUCGAUUGGGUUAAUUCCAACCUCUACUUUGUGAACGCCGACUCGGAUCGAUCAAACAUUGAAGUGGCUCAGCUUAAUGGAGAAAAUCGCAAGAUUUUGUUAACAACUCGAACUGAAACUCCUACUUCUUUAGCUAUAGACCCGAUUGCUCGUUACAUCUAUUGGGCUGAUCAGGGUCAAACUCCAACCAUCCAAAGAGCAUGGCUAGAUGGGACUCACAAACAAGUAAUAGUCCAUACUGAGCUAAAAGAACCGACUGAUUUGAUCGUCGAUCCGAAUAGCCAUUACUUAUAUUGGACUGAUGCUGGUAUGGAUGGAAUUUUCCGGGUAAACCCUAUGGCUCUUCACACCACGGAUGGAAACAGUGAAUUGAAGCCGGAAUUGGUUCGCUCAGACAUUGCAGAAGCAACUGGAAUUGCAAUUGUCGGCCAAAAUAUGUAUUGGACGGACCGACGACUUGAAAAAGUUUUUGCCUCAACAAGCAAACCAAACCAAAGUUCACUUCUACUUUCUCCAAGUACAAUGAUUGGCGAUUUACCAGAACUUUCGGAUUUGUCUGCUUUCGAUCCCCUUGCCCAACCAAAAUCAAACUCGCCAUGCCACAUAAGUGAAAGCUUGCGAAAGUCACCCUUUGCUUCGCACUUCCAGGCUCGUCAUCUCCAAAUUGUGCAUGCGCUAAAGGUGUUCCGAAAGGGCGAAUUUGUGAAGGCUAAACCCGAUUCUUUCCUUAUGUUCAUUGAUGGUGACAGAAUUGUAGAUGCAACUCUUGUUCCAGACAUUAAAGCUUCAUCUCCACUGCGUGACGCUUUCCCACCUAUGCCAAACAUUCAACAAUUUGAUGUUGACGUAAAUUUGCGUCGUAUUUUCUUUGUCACCGAAUCACCUAGUGGAGCAAACAUUAGUUGGUUCUCAAUAAGUCAGCCGAAACAACUCAGACAAAUAAUUAAUGCUGAGCGUCUACGAACACCUGAACUUAAGGAAGCAAAUCGGCAUAUAUCUGAUAUGCGUUUGGAUUGGUUUACACAAAAGGUCUAUUGGACAACUGGAAGAAGCGGCAAAGUUUACGCUUACGAUAUUAACGGCAAUCACAUUAUGACAAUUGCUACCGGGGACUGGACAUAUGCUAUGGCUUUGGAUCCUUGUUCAGGACUACUUUUUUGGUCUGACAGUGGUUACAAAGUGUCAGGGGGUUCUUAUGAACCCAGGAUUGAACGGGCAAAUAUGGCUGGUGGUCAACGUCGUGUUUUGGUUCGCGAGGAUUUAAGUCUUGCCGCAACAUUGGCUGUAGACUCACGCGAGCAGAGGCUAUAUUGGGCUGAUGUGAACCGCUUGAGCAUUGAAUCAAUCGACUACGAUGGAAACAACCGACGCUUGAUUGGAAUUGGUUUUCGGGCAAAAUCUUUGGAUAUCUGGCAGAAUUGGCUUUAUAUGAAAUGUUGUGGCAGACCAUCGAAGGCAAAUAAAAUAUUUUUAUUUACAAAAUUAAUAAGUUAUUGCAGCCCUGGAACACUCCGAGUUUUUGCCUCUGAGGCAGAUAUUCGAACAAGAAAUCAAUGGUGUAGCGAAAGAACCGCCCAUGCUUGCGCGAAAAACAAUGGAGGCUGUGAGCAGAUAUGUCACGUUGUGGCUGCUGACGAUCUUGAACUUGGUGGUGGAGCAGGAGGAACUAUAUCCGCACAUCGUGUUCAAUGUGCUUGUAACGAUACAUUCCAUAUAGUAAAACAGCCUGGUGAGGACAUAGCCACUCAAUGCGCACCAAAUGACGCAGCUUCUGGAACAAAAUCUGGUGGGAGCUGCGAAGGCCCUUAUAAUUUUCAAUGUGUUGGUGAUGGUAGUUGCAUUGCCUUGGACAGAACUUGUGAUGGAAAGAUGGACUGUGCUGAUUCAUCCGAUGAAUCGCCCGGCUAUUGCUUCGUACGUUUCUGUCCAGAAGAUUAUUACUUGUGUGCAAAUCGGCGUUGUAUUCAAGAAUCUGGACGUUGUAAUGGUGUUAACGACUGUGGUGAUCAUUCUGACGAACUCGAUUGCGGCAACUUCAAACCGGGUAGCCGUCCAGGAAGUAGCGGAUCUGGUUCAUCCACUACCACUGUAUGCCCGCCUGGAGCCUUUGCCUGUACAAACGGCCAUUGUAUUAAUCAAAGCCGUGUUUGUGAUGGCCAUAUUGAUUGUCAGGAUGAAAAUGUUUCCGAUGAAAACAGCAAAACCUGUCCUGGAUUACCCAUUGAUUGUCGAGGUGUUCGUAUAAAAUGUCCAAAAACUAACGUCUGCAUUCAGCCCUCCGAUUUGUGCGACGGAUAUGAUGAUUGUGGAGACUUGUCUGAUGAGCAAUCCUUGUUUUGUUUAAAUCAGCCUUGUUCACAGCAUUAUGCCCGUUGUCCGUCUGGUCGAUGCAUUCCGGAAACUUGGGUCUGUGAUGGGGAUAUAGACUGUGCUGAUGGAGGAUGGGACGAAACAUCCACAAACUGUACAGAUACCAAUGGCAAACGUGUUUGUGUUGGCAAAUAUUUAUUCCAAUGUGACAACUCUAAAUGUAUUUCACGUGCUUUUAUCUGUGAUGGCGAAGAUGAUUGUGGUGAUGGAAGUGAUGAAUCUACUGCUCAUAGCUGUGGGAACAGAACUUGUAUGGAGGAUGAAUUUAAUUGUAAAUCCAAUAAACAUUUGGCUCAACCUAAGUACGAGUGUAUUCCAAAGACGUGGUUAUGUGAUGGAGAUGUUACUUGUGUUGGAGGUGAAGACGAAAGUGAGGCUCUCUGUGGUGUGGCCAAGAAAGCUUGUAACAAGGGUGAAUUCCGUUGCUCAAACAAUAAUUGUAUACACGCAUCGUGGGUUUGUGAUGGCGAUAAUGACUGCCUUGAUGGAUCAGAUGAACACGCAAAUUGCACAUAUCAAUCGUGCCAACCAGGGCUGUGGCAGUGCAAAAACCAUAAGUGUAUUCCAAAUUCUUGGCGCUGUGAUGGAAAUUCCGACUGUGAUGACGGUAGCGAUGAAAAACAAUGUUCAACAGAAGAAAUUUCCUCCCACAACAUUACUGGACUUGCGGCAACCUCUUUACUCUCGGGAGCUCUAAAUUGUGGAACUUCUCAGUUUGAAUGCCAAAACGGGCAAUGUAUUGAAAAACAAAAAGUGUGUGAUAACAACUAUGAUUGUUCUGAUCGGUCUGAUGAAAGUCCUAGUUGUUUUGUCAACGAAUGUGAACAAAAAGAACAUCCACUUUGUGAACAAACUUGUGUUGACCAAGUUAUUGGCUACAAAUGCUCUUGUGAAAAUGGAUUCCAAAUAAAUCGAGCGGAUAACAAAUCCUGCUUAGAUAUAGAUGAAUGCUUGGAAGGACUCUCGCUUUGUUCCCACUUUUGUGAAAACAAACAAGGAAGCUACAAAUGCUCUUGCCCUGAAGGGAUGACAUUAAAUCCCAAUGGGUUUACUUGUAAGGCGAAUGAAGAGCCGGAUCCUUACCUGCUUUUGGCAAACAAGCACUAUGUUCGAUUUAUAUCACUAGAUGGUUCUCGCUAUGAGCUUGUAGCUCAAGGAUUUGAAAAUCUUGUUUCAAUGGAUGUUGAUUCAGUUGAUGACAUGGUUUAUUUACUCGACUCUGGAAAAUUGCGCAUCUAUCGCAAAUCACUUCAUAAAUUAAGUGAAGCACCCAGCAGUUAUGAGCAAAUAAUGCGCCAUAAUGUGUUUGGAAUAGAGGGAAUUGCUGUCGAUUGGAUUGGGCGUAAAUUGUACAGUCUGAAUAGGCAAGACCGAGCUUUGCGUGUUUGCGAGUUGGACGGUCGAUUUUGUCGCACACUGAUUCGAGACAGAAUUUCACAGCCAAAGGCAAUUGUUGUACAUCCAAAACGUGGUUAUCUUUACUUCACUGAAUGGUCACUCCAGCCGUACAUUGCUAAAGUCGCUUUGGAUGGUUCAGCGCCAUAUGGAACUGCAGAUCCAGUUAUUAAAAUCGCUGAACGUGAUUUGGGCUGGCCCAAUGCCCUAGCCAUCGAUUAUUAUUCUGACCGUCUUUUCUGGGGAGACGCCCACCUUAACGAACUCAACUGGAUGGACCUUCAGGAUGGCAUUCACCGCCGGCACAGAAUUCCAGCAAAACUCACCUCACAUGUCGCCUCUAUUACUGUCUAUAACGAAUAUUUGUUUUGGAGUGAUUGGAAUUUGAAGCAAGUUAUUCGAGCUGAUAAAUGGACAGCAAAUAAUGAAAGUGUCUUAGUUACUACCUUGCAAUUGCCCAAUGAACUUCGUGUUGUUCACCCAUUAAGACAGCCACGUUGGCCGAAUCCUUGCGGUGAUAACAAUGGAGGCUGUUCACAUCUCUGCCUUAUUGGCGCCGGUGGAAGUAACUUUUCAUGUGCCUGUCCAGACCAGUUUUACUUGCUCUCCAAUGGCCGUGAUUGUGAAGCAAAUUGCACGUCGCGGCAAUUUGCUUGUUCUGGGACAGAUUCCAAAUGCAUCUCAAAGCUGUGGUAUUGUGACGGCGAAAAGGACUGUACCGAUGGAGAUGAUGAGCCUGGACGGGAUGUUUGUGCACUCGGCCAUUCCAAAUGUGUGAUGGACAAGGCAUAUUUUUAUCUAGCUUUAUCUUCAGCAAAAUUUACUUUAUUUACAGAUGAUUGUGGUGAUGGGAGUGAUGAGCGAGAUUGUGAUAAGCCAUGUGAUGAUUGGAUGUUUAAAUGCUCAAAUACUGGAAAAUGUAUUCCCAAAGGUUUUACAUGUGAUGGAGAUGAUGAUUGUGGUGAUAGAAGCGAUGAGGCUGAACACAUUUGCAAGAAUGCCUCGAGAAACUGUACUGCUGAGGAAUUCCGCUGCUCCAAUCAUAAAUGUAUACCAAAAAGUUGGAAAUGUGACAGCGAGGAUGAUUGCGGUGAUGGAAGUGACGAACCAAAGCCUGAAUGUGAUAAAGUAGAAUGCCCCCGAGGCUGGUCUCGUUGUCUAAACUCUUAUCGUUGUGUACCUGAUUGGGCUUUUUGUAAUGGACAGGAUGACUGCAGAGACGGUUCUGAUGAAUUACCUUCUCGCUGUCCGGCGUGUGAAGAACAGGGAGAGUUUAAAUGUGUUGAUUGUGUUGACAACUCAGACGAGAUUGAUGAACAAUGUGGAGGUACCUCACGUCCUUGUUCUGAAUCAGAAUUUCGUUGUAACGAGGGCCGUUGCAUUCCUCACUCAAAAGUAUGUGAUGGAACUAUCCAGUGCAGCGAUGGUUUGGACGAAUCUCAAUGUACACUUAGAAAGUGCGCUGAUGGAUAUCGGAAAUGCGACGAUGGGACAUGUAUUCUUGAGCAUAAAUGGUGUGAUCGAAGGCGUGAUUGUGUAAAUGCUUCUGAUGAGACUCACUGUGAAGAUUAUCCUAAUAGAAGGCAUUGUUCACCUAAUGAAUAUGGUAAAUACUUUAUAAAUUUUUUUGAAUUUUUAAAUUUUUCAGAAUGUGCUAACAGCGUUUGCAUCUCGCGCAAAUUUAUGUGUGAUGGAGAUAACGAUUGUGGUGAUAAUUCGGAUGAAACCAACGAACAAUGUAAAGUUGCGCAAUGUGAUCCACCUCUACGUUUUCGCUGUUCUCAUUCAAAGCUUUGCUUGAACAUUCUUCAACUCUGCAAUGGUUUUAAUGAUUGUGGAGAACAUGAUUACUCAGACGAACAUCUUUCCAUGUGUUCUUCCUUCUCUGAAUAUGGAGAUUGUUCGACCGAUGAAUUCAAAUGCACCAAUGGCAAAUGUAUUAAUGCAACGUUGGCGUGUGACAGGAAGGAUGAUUGUGGUGAUGCUACUGAUGAGAUUGGCUGUAUUAAACAAAACGGGAAAAGUUGCCACUCACAUUCUGAUAAUGGUGGAUGUCGACAUCUUUGUACAGAUGUUCAAGAUGGAUAUUAUUGCCAUUGUCGAGAUGGUUUUACUACAGAUCCUGGAAAUCCUUCUGAUUGUAUUGAUAUUGAUGAAUGCAAAGGAAACAAUACUUGUUCUCAAAUGUGUUUGAAUACAAAGGGUUCAUAUUUGUGUAAAUGUGUCGAUGAUUACACUUCUGGUGUUGUUAUAGGCGCUAUGAAUGGAAAGGAUUGUCGUGCUAAUGGAGAACACCCACUUAUUAUGAUCGCUUCAGAUGACAAAGUUCUUCAGUUAAGCCUGGUCGGUUCUCGUGGACGUGUUAACGCAGCCACUCGUAAAUCUCCAUCAAAUCAACAGAGAAGUAUUGGUGCCGUUGAGUUUGAUCCUAGACGGGAAUUUAUGUUCUGGUUGGAUACAUAUCAACGAAAAUUGUUCCGUUCAGCUCUUCCUAAAGGCAAUCAAUCGCAUGAGGGUCAAGAAUUGUUGGUCAACUUUGGGGAAAACAUUUCACCUCUGAGUAUGGCUGUGGAUUACUUGACAGGAAAUUUAUACAUAACUGCCACUGUUAGCGAUCUUAAAUUGAACGAGAAAUCAGCACUUGCAACGGCAGCUGGUCGACGAAAGAAACGUUUUAGUGAACCUAUCCCUCAACCAUCAUCAGAUGGAAAUGGAGUAAUUUAUGUUACAACAUCGGAUGGCAGAUAUAGACGAACGAUCGUUGCUGGACGUUUGCAAAUACCAACAGCAAUUGUUACUUUGCCAAAAUUGGGACGAAUUUGCUUUGCAGAUGCAGGGUUUGAGGCAAAGAUUCAAUGUGCUGAUAUGGAUGGAAAUAAAAGACAGACAAUCAUUAGUGAUCUCAUUUAUUCACCAACAACUAUGGCUGUUGAUGAAGGACGUGACAACCGAAUUUAUUGGAGCGAUCCCAAAUACCACAAGGUUGACUCUUGCCUUCCAGAUGGUUCACGUAGGCUAACAAUUGCUCGAGAUACAAGGACUCCAUGGGCUAUUGAUGUUUUUGAAAAUCAUCUCUUUUGGACAUCUGGAAAGCCGAUAAAUACAGGGACUUCUGUAUCCAAAGAUUCGCAGAAUUUGUAUAUUCAAGACAAAUUUGGAAGAAGUCGACUCCAACUUGUUGCUAGUGCCAUAGACGAUGUUCACUCAUUAAGGAUACAACAAAGAUUCGCUAGAGAUAUGCUUCGAGCAGAUAGUGCCUGUGCAAAAGUACAAUGUUCACAUCUUUGUGUUGAACUCCCUUCAGAUGGCUUUAGAUGUCUUUGUCCUGAUGGAGUUACUCAAUUUGAGGACGGUACUUGUGGAUCUGCUCGAAUAGAAGAACUGCCGAUUCCAAAGCAAUGUUCUUGCCAGAAUGGUGGUCAUUGCCUAUUGGACGGAACGUGUGAUUGUGGUGAUUUUGAAGGGGAAUUUUGUCAAAAACCAUCUUCGGUUAGUAGGCAGUUGAUCGGCAGAUUUGGAAAUGGUGCAUAUUACGCGUUACUUUUAAUGUUCGCUAUGUUAGUAUGCUUGGCGGUAAUGACUGUUCUCUCAAUUCUAAUUUAUAAACGCAAAAGUGUACUCAACAAGAAGCGUUUGGCUUCUGGUGAAGGGUCAUCAAUUGGCGGUGCCUCGGUAGUUACAUUUCAUGGCAAUGUAAUUUCCUUCUCAAAUCCUGUACUUGAUGCAGAUAGGCAAAUUCAACAACAACAGCGUGACAAUUCACUCGUUGAGGAGCUACAUUCAUCACCCUUAAAAUUACCGCAAAGUAGAGAAAUGUCUGAUAUAAUGACCACAACAUUUACAAAUCCUGUCUACGAACAUGCUGAAACAUUAGAUUCAUUUGACGAUGAUAACAGCAGCAGAAGAACGAAAUUCGAAAAUGUUGAUACGGGCAAAAUAAAUCCGGUGUUCGAGGAAAAAGACAAGAACAAACACUGA
This is a messenger RNA of Meloidogyne enterolobii, 9471 nucleotides long. The record is from the annotation of a GenBank genome assembly. Lineage: Eukaryota; Metazoa; Nematoda; Chromadorea; Rhabditida; Meloidogynidae.